CCUUCUGACACUGACGCUACUGUCGUAGCGUGUCAGCGACAACCGCACGGUGUGUCCGGUGACAGACAGGGGCUGCGGCGCUAUGUCCCCCACAGCAGGAGUCAUCCGCCGCCUGGAGGAAACUGUGGUGAAUAGAAUUGCUGCAGGGGAAGUCAUCCAGCGACCCGCCAAUGCUAUCAAGGAGCUUCUAGAGAACUGUUUAGAUGCCAAGUCAACAAAUAUUCAAGUGACUGUUAAAGAAGGUGGGAUGAAAUUAAUUCAGAUCCAGGAUAAUGGUUGUGGCAUAAGGAAAGAAGACCUGGAGAUCGUAUGCGAGCGGUUCACCACAAGUAAAUUGCAAUCAUUUGAAGACUUAUCAAAUAUUUCUACAUAUGGCUUUAGAGGAGAGGCUUUAGCAAGUAUCAGUCACGUGGCUCAUGUUACCAUAACGACAAAGACAGCAGACGGAAAAUGCGCCUACAGAGCAAGUUAUUCAGAUGGAAAACUCAAAGCUCCUCCCAAACCUUGUGCUGGCAAUCAAGGGACACAGAUAUCGGUUGAAGACCUAUUUUAUAAUAUCUCUACAAGACGGAAAGCUCUGAAGAGUACUAGUGAAGAACAUGCAAGAAUAGUUGAGGUAGUGAGCAGAUAUGCCAUCCAUAAUUCGGGUGUAAGCUUUUCUGUUAAGAAGCAAGGAGAGACCACGGCCGAUGUGAGGACUUUAUCAAAUGCAACGACUGUUGACAAUAUCAGGACUGUGUUUGGAAAUGCUGUGAGCAGGGAGUUAAUUGAAGUGGGCUGUGAAGAUGCUAAGCUGGCCUUUAAAAUGAAAGGUUAUGUAACCAAUGCCAACUAUUCAAUGAAGAAAUGUAUUUUCCUCCUCUUUAUAAAUGCAAGACUUGUAGAAUCAACUGUCUUGAAGAAAGCCAUCGAAACUGUUUACGCUGCUUAUUUGCCAAAGAACACUCACCCAUUCAUGUAUUUGAGCUUAGAGAUAAAUCCACAAAAUGUUGAUGUAAAUGUGCACCCAACAAAGCAUGAAGUCCACUUCCUGCAUGAAGAAAGUAUAAUUGAACGAGUUCAGCAGCACAUCGAGAGCAAAUUGCUGGGGUCAAAUUCUUCCAGGAUGUACUUUACCCAGACAUUGCUGCCUGGAGCAUCUAUAUCUGCUAGUGAAGUGGUGAAGCCUACUUCCAGUACAUCAACUGCUUUUAACAAAUCUGGUGAUAAACUGUAUGCCCAUCAAAUGGUGCGUACAGAUGCCAGAGAGCAGAAGUUGGAUGCCUUUCUUCAACCUCUACCAAAACCGCAGCCAUCCCGUGUCCCAGAAGCUAAAGUUGUGGAAGAGCAAAAAGAUGAUAAAGUCAAUCCAGAAUGCAGCACUACAGAAAUGAUAAGUGAUCUUGAAAUGCUUGAUGAUUCGGAUUUACUAACUUCUGUUGAAGAAAGUGAAAUGCAUACAGACGACAUUGAAGAAAGUGAAGCAAGUACUUCUUCAGGUAGUGGUCUACCCAGGAAGAAGAGGCCACGUGCAGAGUCUGAUGUGGAGAUGGAUGAUACCGGGAUAGACAGAACAAUGACUGCAGCUUCUGCACCAAGGAGGAGGGUUAUCAAUUUAACCAGUGUGUUGAGUCUGCAGAAAGACAUUGAAGACAGAGCUCACAAAAGCCUUCAGGACAUGUUGAGGAAUCACUCCUUUGUGGGUUGUGUAAAUCCACAGUGGGCGCUAGCUCAGUAUCAAACAAAACUCUACCUUCUAAAUACCACAAAGUUAAGUCGAGAACUCUUCUAUCAAAUUCUUAUUUAUGAUUUUGGGAAUUUUGGCAUAAUGAGAUUAUCUGAGUCUGCACCAAUAUAUGAAUUGGCCAUGCUAGCCUUGGAUAGUCCUGAAAGUGGAUGGACAGAAGAAGACGGCCCUAAAGAAGGACUUGCCGAAUACAUUGUUCAGUUCCUUCAGAAGAAAUGUGAAUUGUUGAAAGAUUAUUUCUCUUUGGAAAUAGAUGAGGGAGGCCACCUUACAGGGCUACCACUGCUGUUAGACAACUACAUUCCACCACUAGAAGGAUUGCCAAUGUUCAUUUUACGGCUGGCUACUGAGGUGAACUGGGAUGAUGAGAGAGAAUGUUUUGAAAGUCUCAGCAAGGAAUGUUCUAUGUUUUACUCUAUUAGGAAGAAGUAUAUACUGGAAGAUUCUGCCACCUCUGAGGAUAAGGAAUUGGAAGUUAGCGCUCCUUCCUGGCAAUGGAAAACUGAACAUAUUUUGUACAAGGCUUUUAAAAAGUACCUGCUACCCAGAAAAGAGUUUGCAGAAGAUGGAAGUAUCUUACAACUGGCAAACCUCCCAGACCUGUACAAAGUGUUUGAAAGAUGUUAGCAGUGGUUUAGGGUUUUUCUUUUAUAGAAUUGUGGCUUAUACUCUGAUGUCAUUAAAAGUUAAUAAUGCAAACUGUUAAUAUGUAAAGACAAUGUAUAACUGUCAAUUCCACCAGGUGUUACUUGAUGAAAAGUAAAAAA
Molecule: messenger RNA, 2493 nt
Organism: Bufo bufo (common toad)
Lineage: Eukaryota; Metazoa; Chordata; Amphibia; Anura; Bufonidae
Gene: MLH1
Product: mutL homolog 1
Exons: 19
Coding region: 83-2353 (756 amino acids)
Biological process (GO): mismatch repair
Cellular component (GO): MutLalpha complex
Molecular function (GO): ATP-dependent DNA damage sensor activity; ATP binding; ATP hydrolysis activity
Source: RefSeq, a predicted model, not a curated record